AUGCAGUUCAAGACCCUCCUCCUCGCCGCCCUCGGCACCACCACCGCCCUCGCCGGCCCCAUGGGCCACGGCCUCGCCGCCCGCGUCGCCACCCGCACGCAGCGCUCCUCGCAGCCGCUCUCGCGCGUCGGCGAGGCUUCCACCGUCGAGGGCCCGCUGGCCGACAGCAACGUCACGCACGUCCAGUACUCGUCCAAUUGGGCCGGCGCCGUCUACGAGGAGCCCCCUUCGGGCACCUUCACCGCCGUCUCGGCCACCAUCACCGUGCCCGUCCCGUCCGCCACCGCCGCCGGCACGUACUCCGCGUCUGCCUGGGUCGGCAUCGACGGCGAUACCUGUGGCAAUGCGAUUUUGCAGACGGGCGUCGAUUUUACGGCGACGAAGAGUGGCAGCCGGACGACGUAUUCGUAUGAUGCUUGGUACGAGUGGUACCCGGACUACGCCUACGACUUCUCGCUCUCCAUCAGCGCGGGCGACGUCAUCGCCAUGUCUGUGACGUCCUCGUCGUCGACCAGGGGCGUCGCCGUCAUCGAGAACCUGACCACCGGCAAGAGCGUCAGCAAGACCAUCACCUCCAGCUAUGCCCUGUGCGGCGAGAACGCCGAGUGGAUCGUCGAGGACUUUGAGAGCGGCGGCUCGCUCGUCGCGUUCGCCGAUUUCGGCGACGUGCUGUUCACCGGCGCCGUCGCGAAGACGAACACGGAGGGCAAUGUCGGGACGAGUGGCGCGGUCCUGAUUGAUAUUAAGCAGAACAACAAGGUUUUGACGUCGGCGUCGAUUCCGAGCUCGAGCGAGGUUGAGGUUGUGUAUGAGUAG
Lasiodiplodia theobromae is the source of this 816-nucleotide messenger RNA. Its product is annotated as Aspergillopepsin-2 protein. Gene Ontology annotation, molecular function: glutamic-type endopeptidase activity. NCBI's taxonomy places the organism in Eukaryota, Fungi, Ascomycota, Dothideomycetes, Botryosphaeriales, Botryosphaeriaceae. The record is from RefSeq and is a predicted model, not a curated record. The coding region runs from base 1 to 816 and encodes 271 amino acids. The transcript is spliced from 2 exons. Gene Ontology annotation, biological process: proteolysis.